UGCAAUCGUUGCUAUCCGUAAACAACAUGGAGGAUGGCGGGCACUGACUGAAGCUACAAACUUAUGGACAACUUAACAUGUAGGAGUUCUAACGCGCUGAGGGACAUAUGAUGGCUGUUGCCACAGAUGUGAUAGUCCCCCCAUCAGGACACAAGCAUGUGGCCUUUUCUGGGAGCGGUGACACAGAGAUUCCAACAAUAAAUAUGGCCUCUAAACCUCCCCUAUCUGUGAGCUUCCAGUCAGACUCUAGGACUCGGGCAGUCACACAUAAGCUAUCAAUUGUACCUGAGGGGGAGGAGUUUGAGGAAAUACUCCGAGAAAUUGACAAGGACUUGGAAAAAGGAAAUGAAGCUGAUGCUGAAGAUGAUGAAAAUGAGGAAGAUGAAAAGACACUGAUAGAUGACCAUGAAGAUCCAAUAUUUGAGAAAAUAAAGGAAAAGGUUGAAAAAAGUCUAGAAAGGACAGAAUCUGUUACAUCACUUUCCAGUGCGGGUACAGAUGAAAGCGAUGGAAAACAAAUUCUUAUUUCAGAACAAUAUACUAACAUUCCCUUUGGUAUACAGCCCAGAGCAACGUAUGAGCACGGCAAGAAAAAUGCUGAUAUUAUGGGGUUGGCAUACAACAGCAGAAUGAGACAGUUCAUUAUUCUGGACAGUAAAGGCAUCACUUCCUGGAAACGGGACAAUGUAGAUAACAGGGUGAUGAGGAAUCUGCUGUACCCUAAGUAUGAAUACAGACUUCUGACCUACAUUGUCUACGCCAAAAAGUAUAACUGCUACUUCGCCUUGUCCAAAGAUUUUUCAUUAAAGGUGUUGAACCGUGACUUUGACGAGACGUGUAAUGUCAAAGCUGGACUAAGGUCAGUGUUGUUUAUGGUGUUCAACUCCGUGACUGAUGAGCUCAUUACUGGGGGCGUCGACGGAACCAAGAUCUGGUCAUUUCGCCAAGCAGCUGGAAGUUCUUUCAUGGAACUGAAACCCCUAUCCAACUAUGAACUACAUCUAGAAAAGACGCUGGAGAAUGUGGGUGGUAGCUGGGUGAAGAAGGUUGAGCUGGACCACCACCUCCAACACCUGUACUUCUGUUCCGACACUGACCUCCAUGUCUACAACCUCCAGGGCAAAAGACUGUUCAAAUAUGAGAAGGCCCACACGAUGUCGAUCACGGGUUGUGUUUACUCCCAGAGUGCCAAGGUCCUUAUCACUUCCUCUGUUGACUGCGAAGUGAAGGUGUGGAGUCUGAUGGGAGGGAUGGUACACUCGUUCCGAGGUCACUCUCGUGCAGUGACCAACCUACUGCUGCAUCCCGACUCAUCCUCUCUCAUCGUCACCGCGUCUCUGGACGGCUCCAUCAGGAUGUGGUCACUGGACACAAUGGAACUUGUCUACAAUAUCACAGUAUCAUCAGAUGGUGUACUAUGGAUGGGCCUCACAGAUGACAAUAUUCUCUACGUUAGUACGUGUCGUAACAUCACGCUAUGGUCGCUGAAUCAGUUCUACAGUUUCUGGGCACUCAGCCGCAACCGUGUCACACGUCUUUCUCUGUCAGGCCACGAGAGUAAAACAACCCGGGUUGUGUCUCUAGGAGAUGACAGUAGUGUCCGGCUGUUCCACAGAAAAACGUCUAAGAACCUGACGACGGUGCUACCCCCGCAUGUGGUGCCUCCCCUCCAGUCAGUGAUGAGUGUAUGCUACAGUAGGGAAUUUGAUGUUAUAUUCCUUCUCAUUAAUCCCCAGGAGAUCUGGGUCUAUACCUCCAGGACUGACCCAUGCUGUCGUAUUGCUGUGUGGGACGUCCACAACUUACAGAUACCUUACAUCACCGGCUCUAAGGGAAGGGGAGAGGAAAGAGGUGUAAGGACUGGUCCGAAGGGCAUACCAAUCCACCGUGCCACAGAAAACGGGACCGGGAACGAGGUGGUGUGUAACUGUUACAGUCUGUGUGACCUCAACUCUUCAGCCACCAUGUGGACGGACGAGGGCAACUGUUGUCCUAUACGUCACAGCUACCUUCUACUGGGGAUGGAGGAUGGUCGGAUUCUAUUUAUGGACCCAGUGAUUCGUGGACAGAAGUACAUGGAGUUCAAGGCCAACAAGGACAAGAUCCAGAUGAUGAAGCAUGACGUGGCCCAUGAGGCCCUGAUCACCAUGUGUCAGAUGAGUUCCCACGCCCUGUUCCAGAUCUGGGACCUGCCCAACCUCACACUUAAACACGAGGUGUGCUGCGGGCAGGACGUCCAGCAUUUCACCAGACUGGAUUACUCCUUCCUGACUGGCCACCAGAGCGGCGCUGUCUACUUCCACUACUUACUGCCUGCUGAUGAGUCGGGGGCAUUGAAGUCUAAAGAAGAUGAAGAUCAGACAGUAGAUGAGAAGGACUUGGGCAUCAGUGGUAAAAAGUUGGAACAUAACAGCCCUAUUGUAGGCCUGGACGCCGCCUCCUCUCUCCGGAUCUUCUGUUCUGCCAGUAUGGAUGGAGCCAUUAAGAUUUGGGAUGAGUUCUGUGUGUUGCUGACAGAGAUCACCAUGGAGGAUUCUCUCACUGCUCUGUGCUUCCUCAAUGCUCAAUGUGAUCUCCUGGUGGGCUUCCAAAACCAUAUCUACUUCAUCGACCACACUAAAGUUUGUCCCUACUUGAAGCUGCCAGAAGAUGAGGGGGACUAUGAUUCGGAUACAGAGUCUGAUAUCUACGAGAACCCUGAUGUGCUGUACGAGGGAGGACUGCAGAACACGGAUGAACUGACUCUGGAUACCUACCUGGUGCCAUAUAAGAUACAGUUUUCACAGGACUUCCUGGAGGGCAAGCUCCCUAUAGAGCAGAAAACUGCUCACGCUGAGGAGGACAAAGAGUCCUCUGAGUCUGAGUCGGACUACUCCCUGGCUCCCACGGAUACCUACCUUUCCCCACCGGACAGUCCUAGCGGCCUCUCUGAGAUUGACCUCAUCCUGGGGAGUGGCUACACCAAAUAUGAUCUCCUCAAACAGAUGAACCGCACCAUGAGGACUCUUGCCAUAAAACAAAAAGCAGAUGCUAGGAGAAAAAAACUCAUGAAAAAGGGAAGAAAGCUAUAUCCCAAGCGAGGCAAGAAGCGUGUCAACAUCAUGUUGGACGACGACACGCCGUUGCAGUCCGACCAUGAAGACGGGCAGAAAGAGCAGGACCCAUUCCUCCUGCCAACGUUUGGGAUGUCGCCAGGUCCCACACCCCCGGGCACUCCCCCCAGCAGACCUGCCACCCCUGUCGACUUUGUACCCCAUGUUGAGGGAACAGACAUCGUAAAAGAUAAGGCUAAACCUGAGAAGGUCGCCCCAGAACCAGUCGCAGAAGCGUUUACCCCUGUGGAGGAUAAACGGCCCCGACCCCAGCACGAGUAUGAGGAGGAAGAAGAAGAAAUCCCGAGACGCCGUAGCAAAUACAGUCUUGCCAAUGCCAGGGUUGAUGUUAAGGGCCUUAUGAGACCUCAAUCUAAACGGUUACAAAAGCGAUUCCCUUCACCUUCCCCUUCCAGGCGGGAGUCCGACCACUCGCACUCAGCACUCACCGAGGAUGAGUUGAAGCUGCUACAGCAGAAAGAGAGAGAGAUGAGGAAAAAGCAGAUGAAGGACAGGAAGAUGCCAAAGAAAGGACAGAAGCUGUCACACCAGGAACUAAUAGAGCAGCAGAGACUACAACAGGAGAUGCAGAAGAAGAAAUAUGAUUUACCUGCUGGUUACAAGCCCCGGGCACCUGACCGACUGAAGGAGGAGGGCGAUGGCAACUACCCCAAUGUCAUGUUCCAGCAAGAGGACAUUGAUAGUUUCCAAGACAUGAUGUGGGAUCCGGAAGAAAAGCCGGGUGCCAAACAAGCUGGCCUCAUGGGCACCAAGCUUGAACUGCCACCUCCCCGUAGGUCCAUGGAACCACCAAGACCAAUCAAGCCAAUCAUAAACCGUCCCGGAGCUCCUCCGGCUAAACCACUAGAACAGCCUCCUGGUACAGAGACAACAGUCACUGCUGAGCAAGAGAAGCAGGAGGAAACUCAAGUCGAGAUUAAAACGCUAGAUCUGCCUAUGCCACACAUGUAUAAACCUCCUGAGCCAAAGCCUUCAAUGCCUACCAAAGGGAUGCAACAGACCGCAGACAAUAAAGGACUCGAACCAAAACCUGAAGAUGAGGAAAAAGACAGAGAAAACCUGUCGCCCGAGGUUGAAACAUCCAUGCAGCGACGAUGGGGAAGGGGCGAGUUGAUGCCCCGACCUGGAGGACCAGCCCCACAGGCUGGUGCUUUAAAAAAGUUAUCUGAACAGCGAAAGUCGAGCUCCAAGCCAAUCAAAAUUGUCCUGCCUCGAGAAAACGAUGCACCACAAGAUCCUCACACACUCCAAGAGUCGCCCAUGCCAGAAAUCACCGACGAGGACAUCGAGAAAUACAUGAAGGCCCUCGACUCUGACCAUGAUGAUGAAGAUGACAUAGAAGUGUACCACGGGUCCGCCAGAAGGAUGAGCAGGUCCAAGAGGUCUGUCAAGGACGGAGGUGGAGGUGUUCUCAUGCUGGAAGAGAAAAAGAUCAUCCGCCCUUACUCCUCCGUCACCCGGAGAGAUACACCUGAAGCCAAAGAAGACCCAGUCCGAGUUCGGCCCAAAACUGCACAAGUAAACUUCCACGCCAAUUUGGAGCUUAUACUAGAAAUUCCUGACAACAUUGACGACCUGCAGAAUGCAUUUGAUGACGCCUUUGACCGGUACCAGGGCAUGCCUGGAACACCGGCAACUCUGACGAAAGACAGGCUUUACAGGAACGACAGUACGAACUUUGAGGGCAACUAUCACGAGAGGGCUAUUGAGAGACAUAUGCUGCUGAGAAUGCAGAAGGAGUUACGCCUGAAGAGUGCUGCCCAGAAACGCCAGGCAUGGGAGUCCCAGAGAGGAGGAUCUCAGAGGACAUUAUCCAACCGUGAAGUCAUAAUAGAUGACGUCACACAGGAACCAGGGCAUCCCGGGUCAACAACUGCUCGGUCAGAUAGAUGGGCUGUUGCCACUGAUCGAGAGUUAGGGAGACUGUCCUCCCUUGGAAUGCAUACGCCAGGCCCACCACGGUACAAUCCCCCUCCUUCUCGGUCUCUUCCACAGCGGCCUCACACUGCAUUCAUACCCCUACCCGUUCCACCAACAACCGUCAACAAGUCCGAACUCAAAACAGAGAAACCGUUCAGAUUUGCAUUGGGAAAAGGUGGGCCUCCAUCAAGAAAACAAACACCGAGGCGAUCCAUGGUCGACUUCAAUGUGGAACCGAAUAUGAUAGACCCUCGGAACCCUACCAGGACAUACAGACCAGCCACUAGUAGGUCCAUACCCAGCAAGUGCAAUCGCUACAUGCUUGUGUCGCGGCCGAAAGAGAAGACAAAUUUCCCCCUCCCUUCACCUAUAGAGGAACAACUCCUGGCUGAUCGAUUUCCUAAUUUGGGAAUGCAGGUGUAUCGCCAUCACUCGGACAUAGCUCUCCGUUCUAAGAAAGUGUCCUACUGUAUAGAGUACACCCCGUAUGGAAGUUGUAGAUGACCAACGCAAUCUUUCUGUUGAUCUUAGUGAUGGAUUUAUUCCGUCUUUGCGUAUUGCAGAGUUAUCUUCUCUUGGGAGCAGGUAUUGAUUGU
Molecule: messenger RNA, 5629 nt
Organism: Mizuhopecten yessoensis (Yesso scallop)
Lineage: Eukaryota; Metazoa; Mollusca; Bivalvia; Pectinida; Pectinidae
Exons: 39
Coding region: 108-5537 (1809 amino acids)
Molecular function (GO): protein binding
Source: RefSeq, a predicted model, not a curated record